Molecule: messenger RNA, 192 nt
Organism: Linnemannia hyalina
Lineage: Eukaryota; Fungi; Mortierellomycota; Mortierellomycetes; Mortierellales; Mortierellaceae
Source: the annotation of a GenBank genome assembly
AUGCCUUCGUCAACGCCAACACGAAGGACACCUGUCUAUUGCAACGUCUACGACAUGAUCCCCUCCAACGCCUUGACAUCGAUCGGCUACUUCAUGGGCAUAGAAUUCAACUUUGGAGGACACGAAUACAACUUUACAGGAGUCUUUUGUGUCGAGCCCAAGGUUGGCCCACCUGGCGUCGUCUUCAAGUAA